Rhea pennata is the source of this 669-nucleotide messenger RNA. Its product is annotated as myelin protein zero-like protein 3. The transcript is spliced from 6 exons. Gene Ontology annotation, cellular component: plasma membrane. The annotation marks the transcript as partial. The record is from RefSeq and is a predicted model, not a curated record. NCBI's taxonomy places the organism in Eukaryota, Metazoa, Chordata, Aves, Rheiformes, Rheidae.
CCGCGGGGGCUGCUGCUUCUGCUCGGUGUCUGCAGUGCUCUUUCCCUGGAAAUUAAAGCCAGUUCUAAAGUGCAAGCUUUCACUGGUGAACAAGCAUUGUUGAAGUGUUCAUUCACAUCCAGUUCUCCCAUCACUGAGAGCCUGACAGUAGACUGGACAUACCGACCCCUCACGAGUGGUCACAUGGAGACAAUUUUUCAUUAUCAAUCUGUGGCCUACCCAACAACAGUGGGAAAGUUCAAAGACAGAAUAUCUUGGAUUGGGAAUGUUGCCAAGGGUGAUGCUUCCAUUGCUAUCCAAAGCCUAGUGAUGAGUGAUAACGGGACCUUCAUCUGCAGCGUGAAGAAUCCUCCGGACGUGUACCACAACAUUCCCCAGACAGUAUUGAUAGUUACGGAGAGGGGUCUUUCCUUCCAGCUAACUUCAGCAAUGCUGUUGUCCAUAUUAGUAUUUCUUCCCUCCAUAAUUGUGGUCAUUCUGCUGUUGGUGAGGAUGGGAAGGAAAUUUGGAGUGCUGAGGUCGAAGAAAAAAUCUGGCUGCAAGAAAUCCUCCAUUGAAGUGUCUGAUGAGCCUGAACACGCAGAGAUGGACAGCUGCUUGGGGAGCCUCAGAAUCUGGUGCUGGAAGUGUGUGGACACGGAUGAGGAAGAGCCAUACUGAUGAGUGACC